Ostertagia ostertagi is the source of this 606-nucleotide messenger RNA. NCBI's taxonomy places the organism in Eukaryota, Metazoa, Nematoda, Chromadorea, Rhabditida, Trichostrongylidae. The record is from the annotation of a GenBank genome assembly.
AUGGUGUUCUCGUAUCCGAACCGUCCAAAUUUCCACAUCGCUAAUGGCCUCUCCUUCAACGCUUGUCGUGGAGAAUCAAUCGCAUUGGUUGGACCGUCCGGAUCUGGGAAAAGCACGAUCAUUAAUCUUCUUCAAAGGUUUUAUGACGCUCAGGAGGGCUCAAUUAAUCUGGAUGGAAAAAAUAUCGUGGAGAUCAAUACACAGCAUUUGCGCGAUAACAUAGCGCUGGUCGGCCAGGAACCAGUUUUGUUCAAAGGAACGAUUCUCGAGAACGUGCUUCUGGGCGCUGAUAAAUGUACUGAGGGAGAUGCCAUCGAAGCGUGUCGCCUAGCGAACGCUUCCACAUUUAUAGAAGCACUACCAGAGAGCUAUGACACAGAUGUUGGUGAAAAAGGACGAUCGCUGUCAGGAGGCCAAAAACAACGCAUUGCAAUCGCGCGAGCGUUGGUUCGGAAGCCUAAGAUUCUUCUUUUGGAUGAAGCCACGAGCGCGCUUGAUGCUCAGAGUGAACAGUUGGUUCAGCAAGCACUGGACAAGGCAAAGCUUGGUCGUACAGUUAUUACUGUGGCUCAUCGACUGAGCAGUGUUCAAAACUGUGAUCGGUAA